Molecule: messenger RNA, 6034 nt
Organism: Myripristis murdjan (pinecone soldierfish)
Lineage: Eukaryota; Metazoa; Chordata; Actinopteri; Holocentriformes; Holocentridae
Gene: yeats2
Product: YEATS domain containing 2
Exons: 30
Coding region: 204-4553 (1449 amino acids)
Biological process (GO): regulation of DNA-templated transcription
Source: RefSeq, a predicted model, not a curated record
CGGGCCCUGGUGGACGUUUUGGCGAAAUGCAAGGCCAAUCUCAACGAUUUAGCUUACAUGUCCACUUCGAGAUUUACCAAUUGACCAAACACGGGUCUUUAAAUGUAACAUAGCAUGCUGGUAUGCUGGCACUGAAUUAAAGCACACGCCUCACAGAGAAACGCUGGUCCACACGGCUUGCUUCAUUUCAUUUCUAGGCAAUCAUGUCGGGAGUCAAGAGAAAGAUAGAGGAUAAUGAUCCAGACUAUGAGGACAUCUCACUGGUCCAGGAGAGCAAGAGAAACAAAGUGGUAGAGCAUAAUGCCCGAGAAGCAACAGUGCAGAAGAUUGAAGCAAUCAUCAGAGAGCAGUUCUCAUUGGAGAUGAAGAACAAAGAGCAUGAGAUAGAUGUGAUCAGUCAGCGUCUCAAUGAAGCCAGAAGGAUGAUGGACAAGCUAAGAGCCUGCAUAGUGGCCAAUUACUAUGCCAACGCUGGGCUGACAAAGAUGCCAGAGCAGGCCUCCAAGAGUGACUCUGCAGUGCUGAACCACCCAGCCAUCCGGCGGUUCCUGGAGUCUCCCUCCCGUUCCUCUUCCCCUCUCAACCAGGGCUCUGAGACCCCAUCUCUGGCCCCCUCGGAGUCCGAGUCUCUCUCGCAGCAAGGAGAGGGACCUGAGAGGAACGGGGAGGGAGCAUGGAGAGAGGAAGGCAGCAGGCAGGAGCGCAGGCCUGGGCGCAACACGGGCAAGGACACAUUUGGUGUUCCAUCGGCGGUAGGAGCAGAACAGAGGGUGACCUACCACACCAGUGGAGAUGAUGCCUCCAGACUCUACGCAAAGAAGACAAUUGUAGUGGGGAACGUGUCCAAGUACAUCCCCCCAGAUAAAAGGGAAGAGAAUGACCAGUCCACCCAUAAGUGGAUGCUGUACGUCAGAGGAUCCAGGAGGGAGCCCAGCAUCGACCACUUUGUAAAGAAAGUCUGGUUCUUCUUGCAUCCCAGCUAUAAGCCCAAUGACCUGGUGGAAGUCAGUGAGCCUCCUUUCCACUUGACGCGGCGAGGCUGGGGUGAGUUUCCCGUGAGGAUCCAGAUCCACUUCAAAGACCCCCGCAACAAACGCAUUGACAUCAUCCACCAGCUAAAGCUGGACAGAACAUACACGGGGCUGCAGACUCUGGGUGCAGAAACUGUAGUUGAUGUGGAGCUCCAUAGGAACUCUCUAGGGGAUGAAUUCGUUUCUCAGCCCUCCUUGUCCAAGCUGACUCACAGAGCGGGCAGCCCAGCAUCCAACGCCUCUCAGACCCAGACCACCAGGCGCUGCAGCUCUCCCACCCCACACGAUUCCAGUGUAGAAAAAGCCCUUAUCAAAGCAGAGUCGGGGAGGUCUGCAGGAGGACAUGCCACCAGCCUCGCAGCUGGUGAACGCACCCCGACCAGACCCAGAGCCAGCGACAAAAUCACUCUGGGUUCCCAUGGCAACUCUGCCUUCCAGCCAAUCACUGCAAGCUGUAAGAUUGUCCCUCAGGGGCAGCCACCCAGCCCUGCAGAGUCUCCUGGGAAAUCAUUCCAACCAAUCACCAUGAGCUGUAAAAUUGUUUCAGGCUCUCCCAUCUCCACCCCCAGCCACUCCCCCCUACCCCGCACCCCCACCACCUCUACCCCUGUCCACGGCAAGCAGGGCUCCUCCUCGGUGCUCAACAACCCUUACAUCAUCGUGGACAAGCCGGGCCAGGUGAUUGGCAUGGCUUCCACGUCUGCCGCCUCCACAGGAAGCCCCUCAGCCAAGCACUCUGCUGCCCAGGGCACUCGCUCUCCAGCCCCGAAAGUUCACACAGGCAGCUUCCUCUCUUCAGGGGUGAAGGUUAUAAUCAAGCAAGAGCCAGGGGAAGUUUCUACUCAGCAGCAGCAGAUGGUUUCCACGGUAACCACCCAGCAGCAACCCACCGCCACAGCAGCACACCAGUUUGUCGCAGUGAAGGGAGGCCAUGUGAUCUCUAUGUCGCCCCAGAAACAAACAGGAGGGGCCACAGGGGCUACAACUAGCAAGAUGUUAGGCAUCCCUGUCGGCUCAACGCUCCAGUCUGCGGUCAAACAGGUGGCGAUCAGCAGUGGGCAGAUUCUGGUCGCCAAGGGCAACACCUCUGGCUCUAAGGUGAUGGGCGGGAAGCAAGUGGUGGCUCAGGGCGUUGCUAAGGCCAUCGUCAGUGGAGCAGGUGGCAUUGCUGGUCAGCAGGCUGCAUCCAAGGGUGCUGGUGGCUCAGGAGGUGGAAAGAGUGGAGUAAUGGCUACUCUUCAGCUGCCAGCCAACAACCUGGCCAACUUGGCCAACCUGCCCCCAGGCACUAAGCUCUACCUGACCACCAACAGUAAGAACCCGUCAGGGAAGGGCAAGCUGCUCCUCAUCCCACAGGGUGCUAUUCUCCGAGCCUCCAACUCAGCAGGUCAGCAGUCCCAGAGCAGCUCGUCUGCAGGUGCAGGGGGCUCCCAGACCACCUCCUCCUCUUCCUCCUCCAGCAGCCUGCCUUCUAACCUCUCCUACACAUCCUAUAUUCUUAAACAGACCCCACAGGGUACGUUUUUAGUUGGCCAGCCAGCACAGGGCUCAGGGAAGCAGGGGAGUUCCAGUUCAGCAGGUCACGCAGCAUCAUCUCCUGCAACGGUUACCCAGCAGGCCAUUCGGGUGACAGCUGGACAGAAGGCGGCCAUCCUUGCUCAGGUGGUGGGCGGUUCCCAAGGAACGCAGGUGAAGCUGUCUGACGGCUCUGUGAAGACAGUAACCGCGGCGACGGCAGGCCACUUGUCCAAGCCGGGGACGACCACACUGAGGAUGACGGGCGGAGUCAUCACUGCUGCAAGCUCCACCCCCGGCUCUGCCAGCGCUGCCAUGGCAACCAACCAGCAACAGGCUGCUGAUGGUGUGAAGACUUCCUCCCAGCACCACCCAGUCCUUGUGGCGGCCAACCAGGCAGCAGUCAUCAGUGCUGCUAAGAGUGCCAGCGCUGCCGCUGGAAACAGCCUGGCGAAGGGUGCUGUGGCCACCUUGGUCAAGGGUGCCGGCAACUCUGCCACAAAGAGUGCUGCAGGGUCAACUGGUACCGUGGUAACUGUUGCCAAGAACAUCACCAAUAUGCCGGUCAUCAGCAUGUCCAAGGGCGCUGGGACUGUAGUGGGCGUGCCCAAGAGCGCAAGCACGUCAUUGGUCACAGCAGCCUCACUAGUCAGCGGGAUGGCAGCAGGAGGAGGGAAGACAGGCGCUACUCUCUCAGGCAUGCUCAAAAUCCACUCUGGAAGUUCCAGCUCCCAGCAAACAGUCUUGACCAUCCCUGCCAACCAGCUCAAACAGCUAGGGGUGGGCCCCAGGUCUGUUGGGGUACAGACUAUACUCAUGCCUGUUGGGAAAGUACUGUCUAAAGGCCCAGUCUCCAGUACUCCUUCCUCCUCCUCUUUCUCCUCCUACUCCUCAUCUCUCACUACCACCCCAGGAGCAGCUGGAGCUGGACCCUCCCCCAGUCCUGCCAGCCAGGCCUCCCCCUCCCUUGCCCUGCCUCUGGCACAAGUAAAGACAGAGCCCGGUGCUGGCACACCUGUCACUGCGGUCCCGUCGCCUCCGGUGACUGCUCCGAUCUCCACUUCCAUCCACCCUCCACGCGCUGGUGCCACGACAACGACCACCGUCAAACUGGAGCAGGGGGCUGAAAACUCCACGCAUGACCUCAUCAACACUGAGCACAUAGAGACGAUGAUGCAGCUGCUCACUGCUGUGGUGAAAAAGUUCCCUCUGAUUGUGCCAGAAAAGACUGAAGAUUCCCAUCCAUUCUGUGCCUCCUCUACAGAGCAGUAUUAUUCUUGGAAUAUUGGCAAGCGCAGAGCAUCAGAGCUCCAGCGAGCGGUGGCAGUGAAGCGUGUUGUCCAGGACGUUUUGGACCACUCGCCCCGUCUGCAGGCCCUCACUCCCCCAAAGACCAGAGAGGUGGUGCAGUGGUGCCGGCAGAGGGGCUACACACCGCCUGACCCCGAGCCCCAACGCAGGAAUGACGAGGAGUCCAUUGAGGACAUCCUCACUCAGAUAGACAGCGAGCCUGAGUGCCCGUCAACCCUGGGCAGCUGUGAGGAGCUGGUGUUGCGGCUGGAGCAGAUGCAAACUCUGCUGAAGACGGAACCAGAGGAAGCAGACGAUGAAAUAGUGGACAUUAUCUCUGUGACUCCCCCCUGCCAGAAGCUCAAGGUCAAAGAAGAGGAACAAGAGGCCGACUCAGAGCCCAAGUUCUUCCUGGGUCCCUGCCCGUCUGCACAAUUUGUCAAUGAAGCGGCUCAGCAGAUCGGGGUAGCCUUCCAGCCAGUGGAGGUGGAGAAGAAUGUGUUUGCUCCCGUGGUUGAAGCCAUGAUUCUCAAGGCUACAGAACAAUUUGCCAGUGACAUCCUGAGAGAAGCUCUGGCUGGGGCAUAUGCCAAAUCCCCUCAGAACAGGGCUCCCAGAGAGAUCACAGCCAUGAACGUGCACCAGGCAGUCAGCAGCAUCCCCACCUGCGACUUUCUCACCAACAUACACAUGGGUUACCUGGCUAAGGACAACUGAUGCACACCAAGACACGCACACACAGAGUGGCAAUGACUGUCCAAACCUCAACAGAGGAGGAGCAGGAUUCUGCACUUGGAGCGAACGACCGAACCCCGUGAAUCCUCGCAGCCGGAGUUCAUCCUGUUGCUGAAAUGGUCGUGUCACACCUGACAGUUACUGAAGUACUGUUUUCACUGACUUGAUCAUAAAAAGGGCUGGGCUUGCUUCUCGUAGCAGCCGCACGACAGUGGACUGACAAAUGUUUGAAAUACUCUGAGAAUAUUGUGACAUUUUAGUCUUAAUAUAUCUUGAAAAGUGGCAUUGUGGGACUUCUGCGAUUUGAUUUUGAGAGGCAGUUGCACUCUUGCUUACCUCGUAACAAGAUUAUUUUGGUGAUUAAGUGUUUGCUUCCAGACAGAGUCAGUGGGGAAACGCAGGCUGGGGCGACUUCCAGGGCUGAAACGAUAGCAGCAGACAACUGUCCCUUCCACCAGUCUUAAUCCUGCAGCCUCCUCGCCUGGACUGGGAACAAUAUUACACUCAGUCACUCUGCUCGCCGGAGGAACUGACUCACAGAUUUGAGUUAUGGAAAAGGAAACAGUCUGGGACAUCUCAAUCUUAGAGGCCUCUAUUAAUUGAGCUACCUUGUCCGGGGUAUUUCAUGAACAGUAUUUCCCAGCUAGCCAUAUGAAGAAGAAUUUUGAAGAAUUAAUGUUUUAAAUUCUUUUAUGAAACCGACAUAUCUGUUCAGAGGCGUCAUUGCCAUCAACAAUCAGUGAUCUGUAGUCAUAACCAAACCUUGCAAGUAGCCACUGUAAUCCAAGGUUUGCUCAGAAGGGUGGCUGCUUCUUAUUGCAAGUUGGAGCUCUGAUUUCUGUGUUAAGAUAAUGACAUAGACAAUGGCGGUCAUAUCUUCAUCAUAUCUACUGAGAAAACUCUUGGCUAAUGUUAUCAAGCCUCUGUAAGAAUCACGAGUUCACGAAAGCUGUUUUUAUGGACCACAUUUGAUAGCCAGCUCAAGUACUGUUUAGUGUUUUGUUUAACCACCGUAAUGUAUCCACCAUGCAGUGUACAGUGUACAUGACCAACAUGAAAUAGAUGGUGUCUCAAUUCCUGUUUUAUUUUUAUAUAUAUCAUCAACACCUGCAAACAGUAAUGCCCUAACAGUAGCAUGUGCUUAUGAAUUUGUGGUGGGUACUGGAUGUGCUCAUUAGGGUAGUUAAUUGGUUUGGAUGUGAAUGCUAAUAUGUGUUUUGUCAGCUGAUACAAAUAACUGAAGACCGAAGGGGGUGUUUUGUCGGAAAUUCAGUCUGUUAAGCUUUGCAUUAUGUUAAUGUGUGAAUGAGGUGAGUGUAAGUGUUUUGCCUGGGUGGCUGUGACGCCUGUUUGACCAAAUUAGUGUAGAGAAUACCUAAAUAUUGUAUUUUCAUUUUUCAGUGCACACCAAAAAAUAUAUAUAAUCAAUAUUCUUGUAAUAAAAAAGCAAAAGCCUGCUUACA